Messenger RNA from Orbicella faveolata, 880 nucleotides. RefSeq names its product putative E3 ubiquitin-protein ligase HERC4. Gene Ontology annotation, cellular component: cytoplasm. Lineage: Eukaryota; Metazoa; Cnidaria; Anthozoa; Scleractinia; Merulinidae. Gene Ontology annotation, molecular function: ubiquitin-protein transferase activity. The record is from RefSeq and is a predicted model, not a curated record.
GAGGCCACCCCACUCCAUAUGAUAGGGGGGCUUUCAUGUGGGAUUUAGGUAUUUAAUGUGAAGCUCUGUCUAAUGAUUAUUUCACAGCUCGUGUUGAUGCACUUGAAACACGUACUAUAAAGCAAGUGGCCUGUGGACAGAUGCACACUUUGGCUGUCACAGACAAUGGACUUAUCUUGGCUUGGGGGGAUAACACAAAAGGACAGCUUGGUCUGGGAAACAUGGAAAACAACAUUCAGACUCAUCCAAGAAUUGUGAAGAACCUUCAGUCUGCUGGUGUGAUAAUAACUCAAGUGGCUUGUGGAGCAAGGCAUUCACUAGCACUCACAACAGGUGGAUUCUUUUUUGCCUGGGGUGACAAUAAGAAUGGCCAACUUGGAAUCAGCAACUCAAGUCCAGUGCACUACCAUCCAGAACAUGUGUCGUCAUUGUUUGGAGUGCCGUUUGCUUUGUUAUGUGCUGGCGGAUACCAUAGCUUUGCCUUGUCCCUCUCUGGAGCUUUGUUUAGUUGGGGAAGGAACAACUUUGGUCAACUUGGAGUCAAUGACAACAAAGGUCAGUUUGAAUGACACUGAGGGUAAUCAAUAUCUGAUAUUAACUUUACUUAUUUAUCCAUACAUUGUCAAGUGGCAGUGGACAAGGUUAACAGAACAACUUGGCGUUAUCAUUGUAUUGUACUGUGCUAUCAGAUUCCAUUCACUAGUUGUAUAAGCAAUGAACAGAUGACCUAUGUUAGCUCCACACAUGACCUAUGUUAGCUCUUUUUCAUUUACCCUGUCACCAACCUUAAGUAUAAUUUAUAGGUCAUAUGUUUUGCAGGAGUUUCAUUAAGUGCCUGGCACUGGGCAAAUUGACCGGCUGUGAGUAAGAUUUUGCCUGC